AUGUCGUCGUUUUUUUCAAACUUUAAUGCCCAUUCCAUAAAAUCAACUAGAGGCUUCAAGCUCAAGCCGGGAUCUCCGAUCUCUAGCCCGCAGCCUGUCGGUAACUCUGCUAUUCCCACCACUCCAAAGGGAAACUUCUACGACAAGCCCACCUUGCAACUUGACCAGAAUGAUAACAACAACCCAUAUCAAACGAUGAACGUCUCAUCUGGUUUGUCGUCUCAGCCAGUCACGUCACAUAAGGAUAUCAGGUCAUAUGCGGAGCAGACCUUGGGUUCCGAUAACGCUUUGAUUCAAGCAGUUAAACUCCCUCAGGAUGAGGAUGUAAACGAGUGGCUAGCUGUUCACGUUGUUGACUUCUAUAACCAGAUCAACAUGCUUUACGGUACGAUCACGGAGUUCUGUUCUCCCAAGACAUGCCCACGCAUGAUUGCAACAGAGGAGUACGAAUACUUGUGGCAAGAGACAAAUUCUGGAAGCAGCAGCAAUGUGCCUCCUAAGAAGCCAAUCUCUUUACCAGCUUGUGACUACGUUGAGAAUCUCAUGAACUGGAUUCAGAACUUCUUUGAUAAUGACAACAUCUUUCCAUCCAAGAUCGGUGCGCCCUUCCCACAACAGUUCCCCAACUUGGUGAAGACGAUAUUCAAGAGGCUUUUGAGAAUCUACGCUCAUAUCUACUGCCAUCAUUUCCACGAAAUCUCUGAGUUGGGAUUACAGAGUCACUUGAACACGAGUUUGAAGCACUACGUCCUCUUCAGCAGGGAAUUCGACUUGAUUAGCAGAAGAGAUUACGGUCCGCUCGAGGACUUGAUCAACACCAUGUUAAAGUCGUGA
Molecule: messenger RNA, 834 nt
Organism: Candidozyma duobushaemuli
Lineage: Eukaryota; Fungi; Ascomycota; Pichiomycetes; Serinales; Metschnikowiaceae
Gene: MOB1
Product: Mob1p
Exons: 1
Coding region: 1-834 (277 amino acids)
Biological process (GO): signal transduction; positive regulation of protein phosphorylation; cell division
Cellular component (GO): cytoplasm; nucleus
Molecular function (GO): protein kinase activator activity
Source: RefSeq, a predicted model, not a curated record